Molecule: messenger RNA, 402 nt
Organism: Prunus armeniaca (apricot)
Lineage: Eukaryota; Viridiplantae; Streptophyta; Magnoliopsida; Rosales; Rosaceae
Source: the annotation of a GenBank genome assembly
AUGGGGAGGCAGCUAUCAAAGUUGGGACUUGAUCCAACUGAGGCAAUUAACCGAGCUCGAAGCAGAUCUGUCUCAACCAGGGGCCGGAAGAGGGAGAGAUCACUUGACAGGGAUGAUACUGAUGGUGGUCAUGCUAUGGAUGUAGAUACACCCAACAAGAAGCAACGCAUGUUAUCUAGAUCCCGUUCGAGGUCAAGAUCAAGGCCUCCAACUGAAGUUGUCCCUGGAGAGGGAUUCAAGGACUCUGCUCAAAAGGCUAAGGCACUACAAAAGGCCAAUAAAUCUAAUAAGAUGAGAAACAAGAAUGCUCGUCGUGGAGAGGCAGAUAGGGUCAUUCCCACUUUAAAACCAAAGCACUUGUUCUCUGGAAAACGAUCAAUUGGAAAAACUCAAAGGCGUUAA